This is a messenger RNA of Nilaparvata lugens (brown planthopper), 2781 nucleotides long. Its product is annotated as cyclin-L1-like. Bases 625 to 2781 code for a protein of 718 amino acids. The record is from RefSeq and is a predicted model, not a curated record. The transcript has 7 exons. NCBI's taxonomy places the organism in Eukaryota, Metazoa, Arthropoda, Insecta, Hemiptera, Delphacidae. Gene Ontology annotation, cellular component: nucleus. Gene Ontology annotation, biological process: regulation of transcription by RNA polymerase II. Gene Ontology annotation, molecular function: cyclin-dependent protein serine/threonine kinase regulator activity.
UAUUAUAUGUUGAUAGAAGAAUGCGUCUCUCAAAUAGUUCUUCAUAGAGGCGGAUGUGAUCCAGAUCUUCGAGCCACCAAGAGGUUCCAAAUAGAUGUCCAGCCAUUAAUUGAUACUCUAGUCGGAGUGCAUAUUAUAAGUUUAUGCGUCUCUCAAAUAGUACAAAGAUUUACCAAAGAAGAUCCACAAAGAGGUUCUAAAUAGAUGUCCAGUCGUUAAUUGAUACUCUAGUCGUACUGCAUAUUAUACGUUGAUAGAAGAAUUCGUCUCUUAAAUAAUACUUCAUAGAAGCAGAAGCGAUCCAGAUUUCCGAGCCAAAAAGAAGUUCCUAAUAGAUGUCCAGACGUUAGACUCUAGUCGGAGUGCAUAUUAUUAAGUUGAUGCGUCUCUCAAAUAGUACAAAGAUUUACCAAAGAAGAUCCACAAAGAUGUUCCAAAUAGAUGUCCAGUCGAUAAAAUAAUUGAUACUCUAAUCGGACUGAAUAUUAUAAGUUGAUGCAUCUCUCAAAUAGUACUUCAUGGAGGCAGAUGCGAUCCAGAUUUCCGAGCCACAAUGAGGUUCCAAAUAGAUGUUAAUUGAUGCUCUAGUCGGACUGCCUAUUAAGAUUCCUUCUUGAAAUCAUUAUGGAUUCCCAGAAACCGGAAAAUAAUGUUUCACAUAGCAAGACAGUGACCAAACCUUAUGGGAAAAUAGUGAUGUCACUGAACAAUUGUUUACUACCUGAAUCCAAGCUAUCGCUCACUCCAUCGAAAUUAGAUGGCUUGGACUCAGAAACUGAAACUGAUCUUAGAAUUCUCGGAUGUGAAAUGAUUCAAACUGGUGGAAUACUAUUGAGAUUACCUCAGGUUGCAAUGGCAACUGGUCAAAUCCUUUUUCAAAGAUUUUAUUAUUCAAAGUCUUUUAUGCGUUACCCCAUGGAAACCACUGCUAUGGCUUGCUUGUUUCUGGCUUCAAAAGUCGAAGAUUCUCCUAGACGAAUAAGGGACGUAAUGAGUGUGUUCCAUCAUAUUGAACAAAUCAAGAGUCAAAAAACUCUCCAGCCGAUGCAAUUAAAUUACCACUACAUCAUCUUGGAAAAACAAGUCAUCAUGACUGAGCGCAGAGUUCUGGAAGAGCUUGGAUACUGUGUGCAUGUCAAGAAUCCUCAUAAGAUUAUUGUUAUGUACCUGCAAGUAUUAGGAUACGAAAAGCCUCAACCGAUUAUACAGCUGUCAUGGAACUACAUGAACGACUCUCUGAGAAGUGAUGUGUUUAUGAGAUACGAUCCAGAAACGGUGGCGUGUGCAUGCAUCUACCUGUCAGCCCGCAAGCUGCGCAUCCCCUUGCCGAAGCAGCCGCCCUGGUUUGGACUGUUUGGCAUUUCCGAAGACCACAUUGUCGAUGUGUGCAAACGAAUUCUACGGCUCUACCAACGGGCAAAGGUGAAUGCUGAAGAAUUGGAGAAGAAAAUGGGGGAAAUUAAAAAAAAGCAUCAGGAAGCCUGUGGACAGAUCUCGGGUAGCAAUGCUCUCAACUCAGGAGUCUCUCCCUCGGCUAGGAGACAUGUUGAAAAGCACCAAAGUAGUAGAUGGUCAAGGUUAUCAAGAUCUCAUUCACCUCAGUUGAAGUUGAGAUCACAUUUAAGGUCAAGAAAUCGUUUGCUCAAGCAUAAUCGAUCAAAUAAGCACAGCCGAACACGAUCCUGGUCUGGAACCUGGUCAAAGUCAUCAAGACCUCAUUCGCCUCAAUACAAGUUAAGAUCACGUUCAAUGUCAAGAAAUCGUUCGCUCAAGCAUAAAAGAUCAAAUAAGCACAGCCGAACACAAUCCCGGUCCCGAUCCCGGUCCAGAACCCGUUCAAGGUCAUCAAGAUCUCAUUCGCCUCAAUACAAGUUUAGAUCACAUUCAAGGUCAAGAAAUCGUUCGAUCAAGCAUAAAAGAUCAAAUAAGCACAGCCGAACACAAUCCCGUUCCUGGUCCCGAUCCCGGUCCAGAACCCGUUCAAGGUCAUCAAGAUCUCAUUCGCCUCAAUACAAGUUUAGAUCACGUUCAAGGUCAAGAAAUCGUUCGCUCAAGCAUAAAAGAUCAAAUAAGCACAGCCGAACACAAUCCCGGCUCCGAUCCAGGUCCCGUCCCCGGUUCCAAACCCGGUCCCGGUCCCGAUCCCGGCCCAGAAACCGUUCAAGGUCAUCAAGAUCUCAUUCGCCUCAAUACAAGUUUAGAUCACGUUCAAGGUCAAGAAAUCGUUUGCUCAAGCAUAAAAGAUCAAAUAAGCACAGCCGAACACGAUCCCGGUCCUCUUCUCAGUUCCGAUCCAGGUCCCGUCCCCGGUUCCAAACCCGGUCCCGGUCCCGAUCCCGGCCCAGAAACCGUUCAAGCAUAAAAGAUCAAAUAAGCACAGCCGAACACAAUCCCGUUCCCGAUCCCGGUCCAGAACCCGUUCAAGGUCAUCAAGAUCUCAUUCGCCUCAAUACAAGUUUAGAUCACGUUCAAGGUCAAGAAAUCUUUCGAUCAAGCAUAAAAGAUCAAAUAAGCACAGCCGAACACGAUCCCGGUCCUCUUCUCAGUUCCGAUCCAGGUCCCGUCCCCGGUUCCAAACCCGGUCCCGAUCCGGGUCCGGAAACCGUUCAAGGUCAUCAAGAUCUCAUUCGCCUCAAUACAAGUUUAGAUCAUGUUCAAGGUCAAGAAAUCGUUUGCUCAAGCAUAAAAGAUCAAAUAAGCACAGCCGAACACGAUCCCGGUCCCGUUCCCGGUUCGAUUCCAGGUCCCGUUCCCGGUCCCAAUCGCGUUCCCGCUCUGUAG